Molecule: messenger RNA, 1094 nt
Organism: Angiostrongylus costaricensis
Lineage: Eukaryota; Metazoa; Nematoda; Chromadorea; Rhabditida; Metastrongylidae
Source: the annotation of a GenBank genome assembly
GUUCACCGCUUAUGCCAUUGUCACCAGUGCUUAAUACUGUUCCAACUGGAAUGGAUGAAGGCACAGAGCAGGAAUUCCUUCGGUUACAAGUGAAAGAUCUCUCUGAAAAACUUGCAACCUUGAGGCUUAAACGUAAGGAGGACCACAGUAAGCUUGUUGACUAUGAGAGAAGCAAGAUCCAACUACAAUCGCUGAUGGAAUUGAAAUCGAAAAUGGCUGACCAGAUUGUAGAUUUGCAGCGUCAGCUUCAAGAGGCUAGAAAGGAAGCAAUCGAAAGUCGAGAAUGGAAAGAGGCUAAUCAAGACGAUCUAAACUUUGCUGCUGAGCAGUUGGAAAUGGCAACGAUUGAUAAGGAAAUGGCUGAGGAGAGAGCGGAAGCACUACAGUUAGAGCUUGAUUCAUUGAAACUACGGAACGAAGAACUCGAAGCAGACUUAGAAAUUUUACGCAAUGAGAUGGCAGCUGACGGUGUAUCCCUUAUAGGCGAAGGGACCAGCGUGCAUCUUAAGCAGUUGGAGGUGCAGAAUGAAAGACUGAAGGAAGCACUCAUUAAAUUGCGUGAUAUAAACGCAGCCGCACAGGUGGAGAAAGUUGCGGCCGUUAAAGAAACAGAAAUUUUGCGAGCUGAGAAUGUUGAGCUUCUGAGAGCAGCUGAAAUCGCUAGAAAAACGGUAGAAGAUUCGGAUAUGCGCAUUCGAGACUACCAAGAGCAGAUUGAAGCUGCAAUGGGAGCCGAAGAGAUGGUGAUGAACCUGGCGAACAAAAAUAUGGAAAUGGAGACUCAGAUUAGGUAUCGAGAUGAGCUGGAGGCUCACCGUGAUAUGGAUGAACAAAUGCUUGAGGAGCAAAAACUUAUCGAAAAGGCUUUACUGGGGGAGAUUGAAACUCUUCAUAUAAAAAUAAAUGAGCUUCAAAUAAGAAUGAAACAAGAAGAAAAUCAUCGAGAUGAACUUGUAUCAACUAUAAUGAAGUUUCGAAAGAAAGUCGGCGAGCUGAACGAGGAGAUUCAAGAUCUCAAGGAUCAGGUGACUUCAAAUUUUACUUACAGCAUUGCAAUAUUGGCUACAACACUCGGUGAAAGAAAAAACACAUGA